This is a messenger RNA of Penicillium alfredii, 1968 nucleotides long. Its product is annotated as Sec1 family protein. The record is from RefSeq and is a predicted model, not a curated record. Lineage: Eukaryota; Fungi; Ascomycota; Eurotiomycetes; Eurotiales; Aspergillaceae. Gene Ontology annotation, biological process: vesicle-mediated transport; intracellular protein transport. Gene Ontology annotation, cellular component: CORVET complex; fungal-type vacuole. The transcript is spliced from 4 exons. Bases 1 to 1968 code for a protein of 655 amino acids.
AUGGCCGGGUCUGAUGCUGACCACUUCAGGGACCAGGCAAGGAGGGACCUCCUGACUCUGCUCGAAGGCGCUCGGGGCAAAAAGAACCUCGUUAUCAGCCAGGAACUGGCCGGUCCAGUUGGCUUGUUCGUCAAGUUCUCUGUCCUUCAGGAAUACGGUGUUGACCGCGUUUUUUUGCUGGAAAAUGCCAACGUCGACUCAUCCCAGCGCAAUGUUAUCUUCUUAGUCCGUGGCGAGAAGGCCCACCAAGUCCGCACGGUAGCCGAACAAAUCAAGCGCCUGCAGAAUAAUGGAAACGCGGACCAUGAGUUCUCGAUUUUCCUGGCUCCCCGGCGGUCCCUUGUAAGCAAUGCGGUGCUGGAGCAGGUGGGCAUCAUCGGCGACGUGAACAUCGCCGAGUUGCCUUUGUAUUUUAUGCCGCUGGAACAGGACAUCCUGUCGUUAGAGCUGGAUGAUGCUUUCAGUGACUUGUAUCUGCACAAGGACCCAGGCUGCAUAUUCCUGGCCGCCAAGGCUCUGAUGGGCAUUCAACAGAGACAUGGCUAUUUCCCCAGAAUCGUCGGCAAAGGAGACAAUGCACGACGCCUUGCAGAUCUGUUGCUGCGAAUGAGGAAAGAGCUUGAUGCUGAAGAGAGCUCCGGGCUGGCGGACCUCUCGGCACGCGGACUUCUGCCAAGUGCGAAUACGGAGAACUUGAUCAUCAUCGACCGUGACGUGGAUUUUGGAACUGCUCUUCUAACACAACUGACCUACGAGGGCCUGAUUGAUGAAUAUGUCGGCAUUCAAAAUAACCAGGCAGAUGUUGACACGAGUAUCGUCGGGCCAGCCCCCGCGCCUCAAUCCCAGGAAUCAUCCAAGACGCCCCAACAGGCGAAACAGGGACUGAAGAGGAAGAUCCAGCUGGAUGCAUCCGACCAGCUGUUUAGCCAAUUGCGAGAUGCAAAUUUUGCCAUCGUGGGCGAUAUUCUGAAUAAAGUGGCCCGCCGCCUGGAAACCGAGUAUGAGAGCCGCCACACUGCCAAAACAACCGGCGAGCUUCGCGAGUUUGUCAACCGCCUGCCGACCUACCAACUGGAACACCAGAGCCUCCGGGUUCAUACCAACCUUGCCGAGGAAAUCAUGAGACUCACUCGUUCCGAAACCUUCCGGAAGAUCUUGGAAGUCCAGCAGAACAACGCCGCGGGCGCCGAUCCCACAUACCAACAUGAAACGAUCGAGGAGCUCAUCGCUCGUGACGUCCCAUUGAAGACCGUGCUGAGACUUCUGUGUCUGGAGUCUUGCAUGUCCGGCGGACUCCGCCCAAGGGACUUGGAGAACUUUAAAAGACAGAUCGCGCAAGCAUAUGGCCACCAGCAUCUCCUCACAUUCUGGGCACUGGAGAAAAUGGAGCUCCUCCAACCCCGAUCCUCGGCUACGGCUAUGCUCCUCCCGUCUGCGGGCGGACAGGCCGGGACAAAGACCAAUUACGGUUUCCUGCGAAAGAAUCUGCGUCUGGUCAUCGAAGAGGUCAGCGAGAAAGACCCUGACGACAUUUCGUAUGUCUACAGUGGCUUUGCGCCUCUCAGCGUCCGCUUGGUCCAAUGCGUCCUGCAAAAACCCUACAUCCUCUCCCUCAUCAAAGGCGGCACUCCCGCGAGCUCAGUGAACACCGCUAGCACCGCGUCCCCGGGCUGGCUCGGCUUCGAGGAUCUGGUCAAGAGUGCCCGCGGCCCCACGUUCAGUCUUGUGCAGAAGGGCGACGACAAAGCUGUUCGUGCCCGACAGACCCUGAGUGGGAACAAUGCUACCAAAACGGUUUAUGUGCUCUUCUUGGGCGGUAUCACUUUUACCGAGAUUGCCGCACUGCGGUUUAUCGCUGCCCAGGAGGCUCCGCGCCGAAAGAUCGUGAUUUGCACCACGGGUAUUGUUAGUGGUGAUCGGAUGAUGGACGCGGCUAUUGAGCAGGGUAGUUUUGCCAAAUCGGAGUAA